AUGGCAUAAGCUUAAGCAUUGGCUGGAGAGAAUUAUGAAUUCACAGCUGCCCCUGAGGUUGUGAAACCCAAACCCAAAUACAGACAAUAACCUUUAUAAUCUUCUGAGGAUCAAAAAAAUAGGUUGGUAAAUGAUGUUUAUAUUAAGUUCAUUGUUGGGAUGCAAUAUAAUGUUUGACAAAAGGGUAGUCAGGGGAAAUACCUAUGCUAGUGUAUAAACUUAAGGUGAUAAGAAAUUAAUGACCCUUAAAUCAUUCAAAAAACCAUAACAAAAAGCAGUACAUAUUAAAAAUAUGACCAUAGACUUAAUAACCUUAGACAACCUAUUUACAUCCAAGCACUCCUAGACCAUUUUAAAAUCGUGUUAACAUUGAUAUCUAAACUGAUGAAUAUUUAGAAAUAUUGACAGAUAAACCACCCGAAUAAGAGAUGGAUGCAUAAACAGACUACUAUAUUGAUAAACCACCUGAUAGAUUAUUUGUACCAAAGAAGAAUGGCAUUGAUAAAGUAUAAAUAAUAAAAAAUAGUAAGGAAACUUAAAUUUGGGAAGGAGAUCUCUUUGAUUUUGAUUAGGAAGUAGAACCGAUCUUAUAAGUCUUAAUGAAUAAGAUAUUAGAACAAUCAAGAAUGGAAGUCUUAGAAGAAGAAGAAAUUAAGUUAAUGAAGCACUAAUAGAAAUAACAUGAAAAAUAAAAGACUUCUGUAUUAUCAGAAAUGCAAAGAUUGGAGGCUGUUCAAUAGAGAUUAGAUUAAGAGGAAGCAAGAAGAAAAUUGCAAUAUGAAACAUUUUUAAAAAUAUAAAAGCAAAGCCAUUAAAAAAUAGUUUGCAGAAAUCUAUCAAAAUCUCUUAUUAAUCCUCUUAAACAAAAUACAAUAAAAAAAUUAUAGGAUUUGGGUGUUUUUCGUGAUCCACUGGAAACAGCUUUAUUAUAUGAGUAUAUACCAUGGGUUUAUGAAAAUUUAUUAAGUUAGUUAGUGGAUGAAAAUGACAAUGCUUCCAACUUUAAUAGUAAGUCAUUCACAUUAUUAAGAUAUGUUAAAUAAUAUCGAAGAAACUAUUACUAUAGAGCAUUUGAAUUCAUUAAAAAGAAGGUAAUAACAGAUAGAUGACAAAUACGAAGAAAUUGCUAGAAAAAAAAGAGAGAAGGAAGAAAAAAAAAGAAUGGAGGAGGAAAGAAGACUUAAAGAAAUUGAGGAUUUAAGAUUAGCUGAAGAGGAAGCUGCUAGAUAGGCAGAACAAGAAAUUUUGGAUUAGUAAUAAGAAAAUUAAUAAUAAUAAUAAUUAUAGCCAUGA
Messenger RNA from Paramecium octaurelia, 1293 nucleotides. Lineage: Eukaryota; Ciliophora; Oligohymenophorea; Peniculida; Parameciidae. The record is from the annotation of a GenBank genome assembly.